GCCGCCAGCCGCUCGCCCGCGGAGCCCGCAGCCGCUCCCGCCCGCCCCCCGAGCCCCCCGAGCCCCCCGAAAUGCCGGUCGACUUCACCGGGUACUGGAAGAUGCUGGCCAACGAGAACUUCGAGGAGUACCUGCGCGCGCUCGAUGUCAAUGUGGCCUUGCGCAAAAUUGCCAACUUGCUGAAGCCGGACAAAGAGAUCGUACAGGACGGCGACCAUAUGAUCAUCCGCACGCUGAGCACUUUCAGGAACUAUAUCAUGGACUUCCAGGUUGGGAAGGAGUUUGAGGAGGACCUGACGGGCAUAGAUGACCGCAAGUGCAUGACCACCGUGAGCUGGGACGGGGACAAGCUCGAGUGUGUGCAGAAGGGUGAAAAGGAGGGACGUGGCUGGACCCAGUGGAUUGAGGGUGACGAGCUGCACCUGGAGAUGAGAGUGCAAGGUGUGGUCUGCAAGCAAGUAUUCAAGAAGGUACAGUGAAGCCUGAGCACCCCUGGAUCUCGAGGAAUGAGCAGCAUGGACGCAUAGGCCAGGAUCCCCUUCUUUGUGCAGCAUGGGGCCAAAAUGUCCAGCCAUCCCCCCCAGCAUCUGUUAGCAGAGGCUCUCCCUUGGCUUUGUCUCUUUUCUUUUCCUUAAAACAAAGCCAUCCCAAUAAAAGUGAUUUCUCCUCAAGA
Molecule: messenger RNA, 673 nt
Organism: Nyctereutes procyonoides (raccoon dog)
Lineage: Eukaryota; Metazoa; Chordata; Mammalia; Carnivora; Canidae
Gene: RBP1
Product: retinol binding protein 1
Exons: 4
Coding region: 72-479 (135 amino acids)
Biological process (GO): fatty acid transport; retinoic acid biosynthetic process; vitamin A metabolic process
Cellular component (GO): nucleus; cytosol
Molecular function (GO): fatty acid binding
Source: RefSeq, a predicted model, not a curated record